AUAAAUUGCAUAAUAUAAAACAAGUAAAUGAAUAGUUAACUUGUCUCAUUAAAAGAAAUAGCUCUCUUUAGAAAUAGUCUUUCAGAUCUUACUCGAUGUACUAUAUACAUACAUAAAAUGAGUCAAUUAACUUCAAAUGCAAAAAAGUAGGGGGGAAAAAAGAGAGAGAGAGGGUCGUAGGGUCCAACAGAGAAAAGAAAGCAAGUAGAAAUUUGCUGCACCGUUGGUCUCUGCCAGAGUUGACACGGCUUGCAGGUGAUCAGGCCAAACUCAGAAGGGCAAAGAUUUCCUAACUCCUUCCUGUGUGUUGCCUGAUCUUGGCUUUAGUUCCCUUGCCCCUUUCAGAUUCCGUUGUUUCUUCUUGGUCCGGAUCACGGACCCUGGCCCGGCCUCGCCCUGGUCUCGAUUUCUCUCGUCAAAGAAUUGCAGGUUUUAGGAUGGAGAAGUCAGUCCUUUUGCCUCCGGGGACCUCAACCCCGCCCUCUGUCGCCACCAAGUGUCCGAUGGUCGGUACUGCAGCGUCAGGUCACGGUCUCACUCCGCUCGGGACGAACAGCUAACCACAGACUUAACUUUAGGGCAACCAAGCAACCCACCCUGAGGCCAAGCAGCUAGAGGCCUCUGGGAAGAGGAGACCCGCCGGGAAAGGUCUCCCGGAGCAGAGAAUCCGUACCCCGCGCGCGGAAGCCAGAUUCUCUGAGCCCUGCACUGCUGGGGCUCUGUGAUGACUUCCGUGAUCCGCCCGCCGCCAUCUCAGGCGUGCAGGAGCUUUGCGUUUACCCUAGGCCUUCUGGGAAUAGUUGCAAGGAAGUAAUUGUUUCCGGACAUUGAUCUGCGUCUUCUCGGUCGAUUUGAGAAAUAAUUUGUUUUCCUGGGGAGAAGCAAGGUUUAUCUGUGCCGGCAGCUGGGAUUUAUCUUUUCCUUUUAUAGUAGGAAAAAAGAGCAUUUUUAAACCUUUCGGAAAGACGGCCUACUUUAAUUAGAUCAGACUUUAAAAGAGGUUUAGGUUGCCAGAGGGGAAAGUGCUUCUUAUGUGGCCUGGAAGCUCUAUGGUCCAACCCCCACCCCCUCACAGAUGGCUCUGCGAACAUUGACCCUAGAGUCAGAGUCCUGGAGUGCUCCUUCCUUGAUGACACAAAGCCAUCCUAAUUACUGGCAGGUUUGCUGAAGAAUUCCCAGUAUUAAUUUGAUCUGGGAAGAGAGCUAGGGAUUUUCUCAGUCUCAAGGAAAUGCGUUCAGUUAAGCUGAAGGAAAGAAAAUGCUGCUCUCCAGGGAAUGCAGGCUGCUUCUGCCUCAGAACUUCCACAGGAUUGGGAAACAGAGACUCCAGGAAGGCACAAGCAAAACCCUGUGCGCACCAGGACCCAGGAGAAAGGAACAGUGACCCCACAAGAGACUGAGCCAGACUUGCCUACUGCGGUGUAAGUUUUGACAACUAUGCCGGAACCAGCGAAGUCCGCUCCAGCCCCGAAAAAGGGCUCCAAGAAGGCGGUGACCAAGGCGCAGAAGAAGGACGGCAAGAAGCGCAAACGCAGCCGCAAGGAGAGCUACUCCGUGUACGUGUACAAGGUGCUGAAGCAGGUCCACCCGGACACCGGCAUCUCGUCCAAGGCCAUGGGCAUCAUGAACUCUUUCGUCAACGACAUCUUCGAGCGCAUCGCCGGCGAGGCAUCGCGUUUGGCGCAUUACAACAAGCGCUCGACCAUCACAUCCAGGGAGAUCCAGACGGCCGUGCGCCUGCUGCUGCCCGGGGAGCUGGCCAAACACGCGGUGUCUGAGGGCACCAAGGCCGUCACCAAGUACACCAGCGCCAAGUAAAGUUGUCCAUCAAUCGCUCUUAGACCCACCACAAAGGCUCUUUUAAGAGCCACUAAGUUGUCAAUGUAAAAGAACUGUCAACACGUACUCCAACUUUGUUA
Messenger RNA from Dama dama (fallow deer), 1919 nucleotides. RefSeq names its product histone H2B type 1-K. Bases 1438 to 1818 code for a protein of 126 amino acids. Gene Ontology annotation, molecular function: protein heterodimerization activity; DNA binding; structural constituent of chromatin. Lineage: Eukaryota; Metazoa; Chordata; Mammalia; Artiodactyla; Cervidae. Gene Ontology annotation, cellular component: nucleosome. The record is from RefSeq and is a predicted model, not a curated record. The transcript is spliced from 5 exons.